AUGCUCCGUGAUCCACGCCAAUUGGAAGGCAAAGCGACGUCGAGCAACGAAAUGGACACGUCGCCUCAGCAACCAAUCUUUGCAGCUACGGGACAGCUUGAAGAUCCCGUUGUAUUUCUUCCAGAGGAAAGAGCCAGUCGUGUAGAUGGUUAUAGGGAUGCCACAUGCCUUAUUGACAGCAUGCUCGCGUCAGGCUCAAAGCAGACCUACUCCCUCUCCAGUUUGCCAGAUGAGCUUGCAACUGGGCUGUUGGGGGCCGCUGCCUCUGCCGGUCACGUGCAAGUUGUGGCCCUGGCCCUGGCUCUGGGUGCAUCGGGCAUGGAUAAGGCCCUUGUGGCCGCCAGCGCGGAAGGCCAAGUUCAGGUGGUGUGGCUGCUGCUGGCUCGGGGUGCGGACCCCAACGCCGUGUCCGGCUCCUUAGCGCCAUCGGCGCUAUUCAAGGCUGUGCAAAAUGGCCACACAAACGUAGUCAAGCUGCUUUUGGAGGCAGGGACGCAAGUUGACGGGCCCUGCAUCGCUGUGCCGUUGUUCAAGGGCCGGUCGUACGCCGCUACCGUACUCCGUUUCGGUGCACCGGCAUCUGCCGCCGCCAACCAGCCGCUGCAAGCUUACGCCCUGCGUCAGUGGCCGACUGUCGCAAGCUUGGACAGGUCUUGGCAUUUCGGAGCGGCGAAUGACGGCAUGCAGCCGCUUCAGAUGCCUGCGACCAGGACCGCUGUCACGACAGCUCCAGCGGCGGCUCCAGAUCCGAGUCCACCGUCACGGCGAGGCGCGCUGCAGCCGCAUGUAGCCCUCGGGACCGUCACUAGCAGCAAAAUCUAUGGCGUGGACGAGCCGGGCAAGCCAGCAUUCAAUGAUCUGAAAGCCUCAUCAUCACAGUCAACUGCUGCCGUCACCUCCAGGGCCGACUGUAUGACUGCGGCGGCCUCCAGCACUGCCGCCACUGUCGCCAACGCAUCGGCCUGCACUUCCUCCUCCGCCUCCUCCUCCUCCUCCUCCUCCCUGGUGUGCUGUGAGAUGCUCGCUUACGAUGAUGCUUUCCCCGUCACUGUUCCCGCUGCCAUUGCUGCUGUGCCAGUGCCAGCAGUAGUACCGUCACCCUUCUCCACUGUCGUCGCCAGCAGCACCACUACCGUUCGCGUGCCAACAAGCACCGUCGUGUCCGGCUGGGACAGCGAUGAAGAUGAUGAGGAUCAUGACAUUGACGAACAGAAGGUCAACGACGGCGCCAGCGGUGGUGAUGGCCCCAGCCACGACUUCCAGCUGUGUUUUAGCGCUCGAGUCGAUGACAGCGGUCCUGGGGCCGCACCCUCCCCCCAAACACCUGAACAGAACCGGCGCGAUAGUCACCAGCGGACCCCGCCGCCGCGCUGCCGGAAGCCGCCGCUGCCCCCGCUGCCACCACGACCACCGCGGCCACCAAGGCGCCGGCUGCUAGUAUCUACACCGCUUCCGCCCCUUCCGCCGCUUCCUCCACUGCCGCCGCUUCCGCCGCCAAGCGCUGUGAUGCCGCCGCUUCCACCGCUCCCGCAGCUACUGCCGCCGAGCUGCCGGCACGGUGGCACGAUCUCACUGCUGUUGGCAGCGUGCCGUUGCGGUCACUCCGCUGCCGCCGCGCUGCUGCUCCGCCAUGGCGCCAAGGUGGACCGUGAGGGCGGUUCAGAGCUGCUCCAAGCCGGACACCCGCAGGUUGUGGAUGAGCUCCUCCACAUGGUACCAGACCUCCGUGUUCAUCUGGACCAAGCGCUCGUCGCCGCGGCCAGCGACAACCGCGUGGCUGUGGUUUCGGCUCUGCUGCGCCAGGGCGCGGAUCGCCAUGGCGGCGAGUCACGAGCUCAUCCACAGCCGCAACCCUGUGCACCUGGCGACGGCGUGGAUGUUCCUUGCGCUGUACUGGUGGUACCCGUACUACAGCACCACCUGCACGUCUGCACCCCCCCCGACUACACAUGCGCCCCCAAAGGCCAAGACUUCUAUUCGUUCUUUUUGCCGUACUACGCCGGCAGCUACAAGGAGGCCUGGCAUCUGGCGGUUCAGGAGUGCAACCGGGCAGGCAAGUCGAAAUUCAGCCCCCAUAACAGGCGACAUUUUAAGCUGAAACUGGAGGGAUACAGAUGGCUGGUUGGCGCUGAUGUAGGAGGUCAUGGGUUGGGGGUCGAGGGGGACAAGAACCAGAAGAUUCUGGAGGCUUAG
This is a messenger RNA of Volvox carteri f. nagariensis, 2193 nucleotides long. RefSeq lists its product as uncharacterized. NCBI's taxonomy places the organism in Eukaryota, Viridiplantae, Chlorophyta, Chlorophyceae, Chlamydomonadales, Volvocaceae. Bases 1 to 2193 code for a protein of 730 amino acids. The record is from RefSeq and is a predicted model, not a curated record. Gene Ontology annotation, molecular function: protein binding. The transcript is spliced from 8 exons.